Annulohypoxylon truncatum is the source of this 823-nucleotide messenger RNA. RefSeq lists its product as uncharacterized. Lineage: Eukaryota; Fungi; Ascomycota; Sordariomycetes; Xylariales; Hypoxylaceae. The record is from RefSeq and is a predicted model, not a curated record. The transcript has a single exon. The coding region runs from base 1 to 573 and encodes 190 amino acids.
AUGCGUGUAUCAACCUUCUUCCUCACAACGAUGGCAGCGGUGGCAACCCAUGGCUACAAAAUUGAUCCCAGCCUUCCAGAUGGCAUUUACUACAUCCCAGCCUUGAAUGCGUCCGAAAAGGGCCUGAACAAGCUUUUUGGGGAGCCCAUACGCAUCGGAGACAUCGAAUAUCCACAAACCAUCAGCGGCAAGGAAUUCGCACGAGACGUAGUCGGCGAAGUCCCCGUUCCCGCAGACACCAAAGUUUGCUACGACGCGACAGAAAACGGCGUGGACCAGAGCGGCGCGAAACGUAACUUGAAGGACAAAUGCAACUCCUCGACUCCGGUUCCGCGUUGGCAUGACAUGCAGUCGGGGAUCAUACUCUCCCGCUUCGCCAGCUCGCUCGCGUUUGUGUGUAACUGGUCGGGGAAUCUGCAACUAUGCGCGCCCAACGAGAUCGACGACUCAUACAGUCAGAUCGCCGCCGAAUGCAAUGGCGAUACCCAGAGCGGCCAUAUCUGUGCGAGUUCUUGGAAGAAGUGCUACGGGCACUCGACCGUCACGGGAGAGAUUUGCGAUAACGACGUCUAAGACCUUCCAGGAAGAUAUGAUAUCCACCCGUCAGGAACCGAGGGUUACUCUUUCAUAUCAUAUCUUCAGUUUAACUUGUUCUCUUCGUUUGCAUUUCAACCAAGAUAUCUAGUGGGGUUGAAAGAGGAAUCCUAAUGUCCGCACAGUGCCUUCGUUUCAUAACUUUCAUUAAAUAUACUUGAUAAAGAUUAGCUGGAAUUGGCAUAUAAUCCGCAUGGAGUAAUUACACAGAACACGAAGUAGAUGUAGG